UUCUUUUUUGAGCAGUCCUUUGAAGAUGCCAUAUAAAUUAAAUGCUCUACUUUUGAAUUUCUAAUUUGACUCAAGAAAAUUAGCUUAAGUGAAAUUAUGGCCAAUAGUUCAGUUUCAAACACAAAAGAAUCAUUGCGUCAGCUUCACCAGAUGGUGUUGCGCAUUCAAGAAGAAAGAAAUCGAAAUGCUGACAACCUUUUGAACAUCAAUAAAACUCAUGAAAAAAUGCGCCAUGAAACACGUGUUUCUGCUUAUUUCAAGGGUAAAUUAAAAUCCCUUUACCGAACAGCUAUUGCUGAUGCAAAGUUAGAAUCUGAAUGUAUUCAAAAGGCAAUGGAAAGAAUUAUUGAAAUAAAAGCACUCGCUAAUGAAAAAACUUCAAAGAAUAAAACAAAGGGUAUAAGUCACACAUUUUAUCAAGAAGAACCAAGAAAAGGUAUACGUCGCGGUGUUUUGAUGUCACUAUUACAACAAAAUGCUAUUAAUUUACCAACAUGGAAAGAUCAAAACAAUGAUCCGCCUGCACUGUGUGGGGCAAUACCUGCUGAAGCAAACUAUAUAUGUCGACCUGGAGAUCAUGUCGCUGCUCGUGUAAAGUACCCUGAUGAAGAAGAGCAAUAUAUUUUAGCAGAGAUUUUAUCCUACAACCCUAUUAGUGGAAAAUACGACAUUGAGGAUAUAGACUACUCAGAAGAAGAAGGAAAAAAUGAAAAAGAAAGGCAUCAAUUAAGCCGGAGGCGCAUCAUACCAUUGCCAUUAUAUAAAGCUGAUCCUCAACUAAAUAUUGAAGCAUUGUUUCAAUUUAAACAGCCAGUACUUGCUCUUUAUCCACAAACUACUUGCUUUUAUAAAGCAAUUGUACAUAGUGUGCCAAAAACAAAAGACAUGGACUAUACUGUAUUGUUUGAAGAUACAUCUUACGCAGAUGGUUAUUCUCCUCCUCUAAGUGUACCUCAAAGGUAUAUUGUAUCCUCGAAAAAAAUAAGGUAAUGGCAAUAGUGUAAAAAAUUCAUGUUUGUCUAUCUUGUAAAAAUUAUAUUUGAAAAAUUGGUAUGCUGUUGA
This is a messenger RNA of Hydra vulgaris (swiftwater hydra), 1062 nucleotides long. Its product is annotated as SAGA-associated factor 29. The record is from RefSeq and is a predicted model, not a curated record. NCBI's taxonomy places the organism in Eukaryota, Metazoa, Cnidaria, Hydrozoa, Anthoathecata, Hydridae. Gene Ontology annotation, cellular component: SAGA complex.